Messenger RNA from Pediculus humanus corporis (human body louse), 2514 nucleotides. RefSeq names its product Dipeptidyl peptidase, putative. Gene Ontology annotation, molecular function: dipeptidyl-peptidase activity; serine-type peptidase activity. Bases 1 to 2514 code for a protein of 837 amino acids. The transcript is spliced from 11 exons. Lineage: Eukaryota; Metazoa; Arthropoda; Insecta; Psocodea; Pediculidae. Gene Ontology annotation, biological process: proteolysis. The record is from RefSeq and is a predicted model, not a curated record.
AUGAUUCAGUGCGUUAUGGAUAGUUUUGGGAUUCGUGAAGAGGUUAAAGAACGAAAAAAAUCUUGGUCAGAAUUGAAAAGAGAAGUUUGCGAAUUGAGGAGACAACUUGGACGUUUAUCUACUCCCAUACCAACUUCUAUUUCUUUUAGAACUCUGGAAGAUGGUCGUACUAGGAUUUACUUUUUAAGUAUUCCAUCCAAUGGAUGGGAAAACACUUUGUUUUAUGUUGAUGUUGUUAAUAGUGAAAAUCAAGGUUUGGAAAGACUUAAAUGGCAUAGGAUAGUAGAUACAAAUUUUCUUUUAACUGCAGCUGGUAAAUUUUCAAGAGAAGAACAGUUGCAAUGGGAACGUAAACGUUUAGCCACCUGGGGCAUAACUUCAUAUGAACUUCAUCCUGAAUCAGGAAAACUAGUCUUCCCUGCGGCAUCAUCACUAUUUCAAUGUACUGACAGUGAUAUGUAUCCUACAGAACUCACAUCAAGCACAACAGGUGCAAAAUUAAAUCCACAAAUUUGUCCCUCUAAUCCUUCUUUAGUUGCUUAUAUCUGCAAUAAUGAUAUCUGGGUGACUCAUACUUCAUGUGGUUUCACACAAAGACUGACCUAUGUUCACAAAGGGGAUCGAAGUGUACUCGAUGAUCCGAUUAGUGCUGGAAUACCUUCUUAUGUAAUGCAAGAAGAAUUUAAUCGAUUUCAAGGUUUCUGGUGGCAACCUAAAUGUUUAGGUAUUUUCAAAAUGAACCACCCAAUUGCAAACCUGUUGUAUGAAGAAGUAGAUGAAAACGAAGUGGAAAUUUCCCGUUUUCCCUUAUCGAAAACUGGAGAAACGGAAGAGUUUCGCUUUCCCAGAGCUGGAACUCCAAAUGCAAACUGGAAUUUAAAAAUGGUACAAUUUCAAAUAAAUGAUUCAUUUCAAAUAUGUAACGUAGCCUGCUUGGAAUUAGGCACACCUCUUCGAACCUUAUUCCGCUGGGCAGAAUAUUUGGUUAGAGUUGGAUGGACAUCUAAUUCUGAACACAUUUGGGUACAGUUACUUGAUAGAAGGCAAAAACGUUUAGAAUUAGCGCUGCUGGCAGCCGAUCAAUUUUUAGACGUUAGAAUAAUUAGUUCCUCAGAAGAAUGGUUUAAUUGGACUCCUUCUUACAGUGUUAUUUGUUGUCAAGAAUCGGAUAUAUGGAUCAACGUUCAUGACAUAUUACAUUUUUUCCCUUUUAGUAAUAAUUCUCCGACUUUAAAUUUUAUUUGGGCUAGUGAAGAAACGGGUUGGAGACAUUUGUAUUUGUUUACCAGCGUUCUUUAUCCGCACUCGAACGGUGUUGCAGAUGUUGAAGGUGCGAUUUCAAAUUAUUUAAAAUUUUCAGUCUGGGAAAUAAUUAAAUUUACCGGGCUUAUACCAUUAACGUCUGGAGAGUGGGAAGUUUUAAGGAGAAACGUUUGGGUCGACGAAGAAAAAGAAUUGGUGUACUUUUUAGGUUUGAGAGAGUCACCGUUAGAAAAACAUUUGUACGUCGUGUCAUUAAGGAAACCCGGUAAAAUUCGACUGUUAACAAAACCGGGUCAUUCGUACAACAUAGACAUAAAUAAAGAGUGUACUGUUAUGGUUGCCGUUUACAGUAACAUACAAACACUGCCUUCUUGUCAGGUAUUUAAAAUAAGGUGUACGGAUUACACUGUCGACGGAAUUGUUCUCGAACCGGCUGGUUACUUGUCGGAACCUUCAUCGACGGUCGCAUCCGUGUUUACACCUGAAUUAUACACCUAUCAGAUCUCAUCGGGAGAAUUGCUUUACGCAAUGGUUUUCAAACCCCAUUCUUUUAGUCUCGGAAAAAAAUAUCCGACGGUGGUGAAUGUGUACGGAGGACCGGAGGUUCAAGUAGUUUCAAAUACAUUUAAGGGUAUGAGACAAUUACGAAUGCACAUGCUUGCUGCUCAAGGGUAUUGCGUAAUUGCUAUAGACUCGAGAGGAUCUCAACACCGAGGACUUGCCUUCGAGGGUCAUUUAAAAGGAAGAAUGGGAACUGUCGAAUUAUCGGAUCAAGUCGAAGUAUUAAAAUGGUUAGUCGAUAGUUUAGGAUUUAUCGAUGUGAAAAGGAUAGCCAUACACGGGUGGUCGUACGGAGGUUAUUUAAGUUUAAUGGCUUUGGUUCAGUAUCCUAAUAUAUUUAAAAUAGCCAUUGCAGGUGCGCCGGUCACGUGUUGGAGAUUGUAUGAUACAGGGUAUACGGAGCGUUACAUGGAUUUACCCGAUCAUAAUUCUCGCGGUUAUAAAAUGGGCUCCGUUCUUAAUUACAUAAAAGAUUUUCCUGACGAGGAAAAUAGAUUGUUAAUAAUACACGGUUUGAUCGAUGAAAACGUACAUUUUUCACACACGAGUAAAUUUAUCGAUGCCAUGGCGAAAGAAGUCAAACCCUACGAACUUCAAAUAUAUCCGAGCGAAAGGCACAGUUUGAGAAAUUUAGAAGCGAAUCAACACUACGAAACAAAACUAUUAUCAUUUCUACAAAACAAUCUAUAG